CAAAAUUCAUUUCACCAAGUUCUUCCUUGUAGUUGUAGAUAGGUGUGACCUGAUGCUGGGAAGGAAAUGGGUUUGAAUAAUAAUCGUAAGCAGAGCGCGUUUUGUCUGAAAUGGCCAUGGGAUGAAGCAAACCCUAAUCCUAACCCUAAACUCAGCCCCUGCAAGUUUGAGGGUCCAUGGGUAUUCAAGUCUCUCCAAAGUAUUGGAACAAUUGCUCUGCAUUUGGUGAUUUCAGUUUCAAAGUCUUCAAGUCCUCAAAGCAACCUGACAUGGAAUAAGAAGAAGAAACUAAGUGGGGCGGAGCAAGCGGAGGCAGAGCAGAGAGCGUUUGCAUCGGCUCUGGCGAGCGGGAAGGAGGCGACGGUGGUGGAGUUUUACUCGCCCAAGUGCAGGCUCUGCAAUUCCUUGGUUAAGUUUGUUUCGGAGGUGGAGGCCAGAAACUCUCAAUGGCUUAACAUUGUCAUGGCUGAUGCUGAGAAUCAGAAUUGGCUACCUGAGCUCCUUAAUUAUGAUGUUAGCUAUGUUCCCUGCUUCGUGCUUCUUGACAACAAUGGAAGGGCCUUGGCAAAGACGGGUGUCCCAAAUAGUCGUUUACAUGUUAUUGCGGGGCUCUCCCAUCUUCUCAAAAUGAAGCGGCCUCAACAAAAUAAUGGAUGA
Molecule: messenger RNA, 657 nt
Organism: Abrus precatorius (Indian licorice)
Lineage: Eukaryota; Viridiplantae; Streptophyta; Magnoliopsida; Fabales; Fabaceae
Product: thiol:disulfide interchange protein TxlA
Exons: 2
Coding region: 67-657 (196 amino acids)
Biological process (GO): cell redox homeostasis
Source: RefSeq, a predicted model, not a curated record